AGUUCUUUAUGAUUAUUAGCUAUAGUACAGCUAUAUUUGAUAGAGGCAUGAGAAUAUAACAGCUUAAGAGUUUUUUUCGCGGUUACUUUGCAGUAGAUGAGGGUGAACAGGAGAAGUUCCUUGAAUAUUCAAAUACGUUUAAUCGCGCGUCAACGGACCAACCAUGUUUAAAAAUUAACAUCACGUGCAUGCACAGUCGAUGCAUUUUGUUGAAAGGGAAGUAACUUGGUUUCUUGCACGAAGGACAGACAUCAGUCUUUAGAUAACGUUCGACAUGAAAUAUCCGAACAAUGCAAACCGAGGUAGAUUUCGAAUGGGCAGUGAAAUUGAAUCGCAUCAGUUUAGAAAUGAUCGGAUUAUGGCCUAAACCCGAGAAAAUUCGUCGAGAUGAGUUAAAGCGCAAUUUGUAUGUGUUCGUCGUUCUAUUGAUGCUUGUAAUUGUUGGUCUAUUUCCUUGCACUCUUUCGCUGUUGAGAAUUCAACAGAAUUUUACGUUAAUAAUUGAACAAUUGCAAUUUCUUUUACCACUUGUAACUUGCGUUAUAAGAUUGGUAAUUUUUUGGUGGAAGAAAGAAGCUGUAAUAUCGAUAAUGAAUAUGAUAGUAGAAGAUUGGUUAAACUCAAAAAAUAUACAAGAGAAGAAUAUAAUGAUCACAUGGGCACAGAAGCCACGUAAGAUUAUUAUGAUUGCAUACUCCAUAAUGGGAAUAAGUUAUGCCUGUGUUGUCGUUUUGCCUGUUCUUGGAAUUUCAGUAACAUACACAGGGAAUAUUACUGAUAUAAACAAGAUACUACCGCUGCAGGGCUUUUUCAUUUACGAUGCAACAAAGACACCACUGUACAUACUAACGUAUAUUGCUCAAGUUAUCACUUUUUUCUUUGCCGUAAUGGCAUACACAGGAAUCGACAAUUUUCUUGGGUUACUAGUGUUUCAUAUCUGUGGACAAAUGGAGAUCUUAAUGGCUCGCUUUUCAUGCUUGAGUAAAUUAACGAAGUUUCGUAACGGCUUGGAAAGUUGUGUGAGAAACCACAUACGAUUACUUAGAGCCAUUGCUAUCAUAGAAGAUACAUACAAUAAAAUACUAUUGGCAUUGUUUCUAUACUUCGGACUUCUUUUCGCUUUCUUUGGAUUUCUGCUUAUUAGCUUGAUUGAAGAAAGUUAUGUUUCUAUUACUCGCAUAUUGUAUCUCGUAAGUAAUCUUAUUAAUAUGAUCGUUCAUAUGGUCUUAUAUUGUGCCGUGGGUGAAAUUUUGGUAUCUCAAUGUGAUAAAGUUUAUUAUGCAAUAUGCGAUCAAGAAUGGUAUUUGCUUGAUCCAAGAAAUGCAAAAGAUUUGAUAUUUCUAAUGAUACGAACGAGAAUAUCAUCUUACAUUACGGCAGGGAAAAUAUUUCCUAUGACAAUGGCUACAUUUUGCAACCUAGUAAAGACUUCGGUCAGUUAUGUAUCCGUUAUGGUUACAAUCAAAAAUUAAUUAAGAAUGUACUUGUGGCACAAUACAAUAAGUAAAAUAUAUAUGACACGAAUUGACCGGUUACCACACAUUUGUUCUCACCUUAUGAUAUGUUCUGUUAAGAUAUAGACACGAAAUGUAUAAACUGCUAUAAAACUUCUAUAAAAAGGAAACUGAAAUGCAUGAUAAACAAAUAAAUAAAAUUCGUAAGUAACACAAAUCUAUAAGUAAGUAUGAUAUCUAAACUAUCUACUUUUUAUAUAUAACUAUCUGAUUUUUCUAUAGUUUUGUCUAUUUCCUGUCUAUAUUGUAUAGUAUACAUUAAGAAUCAAUGAAAAAAUAAAAAUUUGUUAUACAUAUUUACAAUUUCCAAACCUUACUUUGCAUGCAAAGCAUUAGAAAAGUUACAACAAAUAAUUCUGAAAAAAAUUACGCAGUAAUCAUAGAACAUGUGGAAAUCCUUGAUAUGUGAACACUUUUAACGCGUUGCACAUUAAAACGCCAACGAAAAGAAGAAUAAGCAAUAUCGAAAUAUAUUUAGAUGUACAAAGGUCUUCUUUUGUAAAACACUCACAUUUAAUUUUACAUUUACUGCAAAAGGUACAACAAAUAUUUUGACACUUUAUUAACAAAAAUCUUUAUAAAUUAUAAUACCCUUGCGCGGAAACACUUUUUGCACAGUAUAUAUGAAGUCACUAAACAAUAGAAUAAGCACAUUAAACCAUCAACCAUAUUACAAAUAAAUCCUUUUUGUAAAAAUGAUUAGUUAUAGCCAGUCUAUGAGUGAUGUAGAUACGUGCCGCAUUCUAAACUGAAUACUCCUAGUAUCUGGGAAGUAACAUACGCUGCCAUUGCGCUGCGCGUGAACUUGGCGCGAGAUACUACCGUGUCUCUUGAUGUACACGCGUGCCAUUUGUAUUAAACCAGGUUAUCUCACCGCUGGAGGAAUAUUUCCGAUGGCAAUGCUAAUAAAUAUGUUAGCUGGUUAUAUAUCCGUUUUGCAUACAAGAACGAGAUAAUAAAAAAGGGACAAGGAGUUAUAAUAAAAAAAGAGAGCAAAAAAUAAAA
This is a messenger RNA of Ooceraea biroi (clonal raider ant), 2519 nucleotides long. Its product is annotated as odorant receptor 49b. The record is from RefSeq and is a predicted model, not a curated record. Lineage: Eukaryota; Metazoa; Arthropoda; Insecta; Hymenoptera; Formicidae. Gene Ontology annotation, biological process: sensory perception of smell; detection of chemical stimulus involved in sensory perception of smell. Gene Ontology annotation, cellular component: plasma membrane. Gene Ontology annotation, molecular function: odorant binding; olfactory receptor activity.